Chlamydomonas reinhardtii is the source of this 2656-nucleotide messenger RNA. RefSeq lists its product as uncharacterized. Lineage: Eukaryota; Viridiplantae; Chlorophyta; Chlorophyceae; Chlamydomonadales; Chlamydomonadaceae. The transcript is spliced from 4 exons. Bases 146 to 811 code for a protein of 221 amino acids. The record is from RefSeq and is a predicted model, not a curated record.
GCCGUGCCGCUUGGGGGCGCUGCAGUAUUCCGUCGCGAAACACCCGGGAUGCCGAGCCCAGAAUUCCUUACUUCCGUCGCGUGCGCAGCCGGCGCCGCGAGCAUGUCGAAUACUUGUAGCAGGAUCUCCUCACAAGUAUGAAAAGAUGCUGGCUUCAAUCAAUCGCCGGGAGGCGAUCGCGCUCGGAGCUCUCGCGGUCGGCACACCGGCCGUAUUGCUGUUGGGCACGGUUGCACCCGCAAACGCUGCCGGCGCCGGCGCCCGUCUGUCGCGUCCUUCGCGCCCGCCUCCUUCCGCCGACACGAACACCGGCACCCACACGCCUUCACCUCCUCCCAGCCCCAGCCCCAGCCCCAGCCCCAGCCCCAGCCCCAGCCCCAGCCCCAACCCAGCCCCAGCCCCAGCCCCAGCCCCAGCCCCAGCCCCAGCCCCAGCCCCAGCGCCAGCCUCAAGCCAAGGGAUACAACACGGCCGGCCGCCAGCAGCGCUCUCGGAGCCUGGCUGGCUGGCGGCCGGCCUCACACCCAGCUGCUUUCAGGGUAUGAAACAACGUGUUUACGACGUUGCCGAGCCCCAUGGAGGUUCCGUUUUGGAUCCGUGCGUUGCGACCCGUGGGCGCGUGGCCGACCCGCCCCGACGCCCGAGCGGCUGCCUUCGGAGGGAGCGCGCGCGCGCGCGGGUGGGACGGAGGGAGAUUGCUGCCGCAAGCCCGCCCGGCACAUGCGCCGGAUACAAGUCGUCCGCGCCAACUCCGCCCACCACCGUGCCCGCCCAUGGGACCUGCAACACAUGCGAGAGCUGGGCGGCUUGAUCGGCUGAACAGCUAGCGCAGCCGAACUGCUAGGGCGGCUGGACUGUAGGGGCGGAUGAACUGUUUGCAUUGAGUUGCUUAGGGCAUCGUCAAUAACUGCUAGGGCGGCCUGAACAGCUAGCGCGGCCGAAGUACUACGGCGGCCCGGGCGUCUGUCGAGCUGAACUGCUAGGGAGGCCUGAGCGUCUGGGUGGAUCGCCAUCUUGAGCAUGAAGCGGCUGGAGCUUGGAGCGGCUGGGCAGCGUGUUGGGGACGGGUGUCUGUGGGCGAGUGCAUUUGUAUGUGUGGAAAGAGGCCGGGGUGUGGGCGCACCGCCAGACCCCAGCCAGACGUUCGGGCCCACGUGGCAUCCCGCACGGGAGAGCACACGCCGUGCCGUGCCUUGCCGUGGCGGAUGCAGGUGCGGCUGCCUCAGCCCUCCGCCCUCAGCGCACCGGUUUGAUGCGCACCAUGGUCGGGGCGGGUGCGAUAGUACGGUAUUAAAAGACACUGAAGGCACAACGAUCAACUCUGGUCCACGAUAGCAUGGAGUUUUCUAUCGGUAGAUGUAGGUGGUUGCAGGCGCUCCGUUGCCUGCCUUGAGAUUAUGCCGGGCCUUGGCUGGGGGUAACGCUGAUUCUGUGCUGUGGGGAGUGUGCGUCCGUUAGGAUGGCUGGAAGUAAUGUGUUUCACAGGAGGACCCCAGGGCUUGGCUGCUGUCAAUGCCGCCCAGAAGGCACGCAUGUGCGCUGGCCUCAGGGUUUUAGACGCGUGUGUAUGGGGGCAGAGCGCGGUUCGGCGAAACGAACAGCAAGGCACGCACGGCACUCCGUGUGAGUUCAGGAGCAGUUCAGGAGCACGUCUGCUGGAGGAAAGCCGAGGUCGGAAGGAAGCGUGUGCGCACGGGGACAGGGGCAUGUAUGACGUGGGCCGGAAUGUGGGUGGUUGCGCUCUCAGCGGCUCGGGCUGCAACCUCUUAGCAGAUGGGUGGAAACUGGAAAGACCGUGCCUGCUUUGUACGUCGGCUGAGGAAUUUGGCUACGCUCGGUGGCUCGGCGUGCAGCUAGCCUGAGGAGUGCAAAGGCCACGCCGGCUCGCCCCUGCUGCGAUGAUCUGCUGACUAUUGGUAGCUGGCGGCUCGGCUUGCAGCUACGUAGCCGAGGCAUGAGGGGAGGAAAAGGCCAUGCCUGCUCACCUUUGCUGCGGCAAUGCCUUGACUAUUGGGACCUAUCUCGUUGGGCUCGGGCACAUAACCCCUGCUGUGUUGGCUGGGGAUUGUGGGGAUGAGAUGCGUGGACGUGCGUCCGUGGCGGGCAAGCCGCGGGUGUUGCAGCGCUUGGGAUGCAGGAGCCACGGGCACUUGUGAGCUGAGGUGGCGUGGCAUGGGUGGGGCCGUGGGGCCUUGGAGCGGGGGAAGAGCUUGGCGCAGCCGCAGCGGGGCCAGGCCACAGGUAGGGCAGGGGGGCAGGGGGGGCAGCAGGGCCAAGCUACAGGGUAGGGCUUGCAGGGCACAGGCGGCACGGUGCCGCCCCCCCCAAAUACACACAGAUGCUAGGUGGGAUGGGCCGAUGGGACCUUGGGCUUGCUGGCUGACUGGAGCUGGAUCUGGGCUAGAAGUGACUGUGCGUGGCAGCACAAUGCGGCCGGGGGCAGGCUGCCACGCAGGCACGCACGCCCGCGCCCAUGCCCGCGCAUGCUCACACGCCGUGCCCCGUAGGCCUGAACCGUGCGUGCUUACAGCUGUGUGGCAGCACAGUAGAAGCAGGUGACUCCAUGACAUGGACAGGCGUUUGGCACGGAGCAGGGAAGGAGUGGCGUGGGAGUCGGGGUCUGCGGAGUCUGUGGCACCCGGUCACUAGUAAACCC